This is a messenger RNA of Wyeomyia smithii (pitcher-plant mosquito), 1704 nucleotides long. RefSeq lists its product as uncharacterized. The transcript has 2 exons. Lineage: Eukaryota; Metazoa; Arthropoda; Insecta; Diptera; Culicidae. The coding region runs from base 452 to 1417 and encodes 321 amino acids. The record is from RefSeq and is a predicted model, not a curated record.
CAAGAUAAAUCAUAACAUUCGAUUCAUUUUGAUUUUGUUUGAUAAGUAAUUUGAACGAAUUUUCAGAUCGUACAUUGUUCUCACUUCGCCGCGUCGUUAGGCAACGUUGCAUGGAAAAACGCCUAAAUCUCAACUAAUAACGGACGGUUACAAAUGAAGCAUAAAACAAUUUCCAUCAGCGCUCUUGGUAAAGCAUACAAUCAGGAUGAAAUACGUACAACCAAAAACCCGGUACAAUACGCCUAGUGGGAACCUUCGCGUAGAUAACUCUCUACAAAUAUACUGACCUACAAAUACAAGGAUCUUCGCUUAUUUCGUAGUAUAUAGUUUAGUUUUGACGUACGCAAUAAUACUCUCGGUAAGGAGACAUGUAAACACGCACCAAUCUUCGCCAAACUAGUCGAUUUCACGCCCUAAUUGUUCGAAAUAAAACAGGGAAAAUUGGAAAACGAUGGAUAACAUUUGCAUGGAAACCGAAGAUGCACGUUAUAGCCACUUGGAGCCACUCCUUUUCGAGGAUCCUGUAGAUGAAAUAGCUGCAAUAGAGUCACAGCAUCCAACUCAUCACAACGAUCACAACCAACCCCAACCAGAAAACUUUGAAAUUAACAAAAUAAGUGAUACAACCCUACAAGAAUAUCGCUCCCUACUAUCCUGGCUGCGGGAGGUGUUUGAAACAAAGCUGAGAUUAAAACUGAAAAAGUUGACAGAAUUCGCGGCCUGCGUUCUUUGCCAGAAACCCAUAAACGACGUGUUCGAUAUGGUCUUUGUCGAACAGUAUCACUUGAUAUGUUUGCUGGGACAGCGCUACGAACAAGUCCUGGGCGCAGAAACUACUUCGGACAUUCAGCUGUUUAAAAUCAACCUGUUCCAUUCAUUCAAAACCUCCAGCAAUCAAAGAACACUCAUCGAAACCUGCCCACUCUUACAACGUUUUCUUGGAUAUUUGAAGUCGGAAAUUACGACCGACCCCAGUAUCAGCAGUGUACCGGAAGGUCUACAAAAUAUUGCUGGAAAUACCAAAAGUACGGCAAGAGUUAUUCGACUGUUCAAGUGUCGCUUUUGCGAUGAAAGUUUCGACCAAGAAUAUCUCGUGCUGCGCCAUGAAAUAAGCCAUCCAGAAGUAAUCACUGGAAAGAAAUGUUUUCUUUCAAUUCGUAAGGAUAAGCAAAUGUGUCCUUACUGCCGGAAAAAGUACGAUCAGUUGGAGAAUAUUAGAAACCAUGAAGACGCCCACGAAAGGGCUCUUAAGUUCCACUGGACAAACCUUAGACCGAGGACAUAUCAAUGUCAUACAUUGCGUGCGAGACGAAGAGAGAGGCUGAAAUGUGAACCAGAUUGCGAGCCGUCGUUUUCUGUAAGGUCUUACACUAAUCGGAAGAAACUAAUCGCCAGGGAGCCGGAGAGAGUUGGGUAAAAUGAUGAUUAUUUAUUAUAAGCUAGAACUCUAGUUUAAGGCCCCAAAAGUGUCUUCCACAUUGAAAUUCAGCAUCAUUAAUGUUCUCAGAUGUAAGUGAUGUCUGGAGAAAAUACUAACUAAUAAAACCGUAACCACGGAUGAAAUCCCAAAAAAAUUGUGAAAAAUAACCUGUGUUUAGCUUGACGUGAGCUAAAACCGUCUAUUUUUUGUACUUACAAAUAGAGUCCAAUAAUUGCUGUUUUGAGUAAUUUUCACAACAAUAAAAGUUUAUUUGAUUUGUUGAA